AUGUCGGCCGACCCCAAUGGUUCGACAUCACAGGCCUUGAUCUCCGGGCGUCACAACUAUAAUAUAAAGGCCCGCGAUGAGCACUUGGCGACCAUGAAAGACAUUGUCUCUCACCUGAAAUCAUUGCCAGUAAUUGAAAAACGACUCCAGGAGUAUUAUUCAUUCAGUCAAGUUGCGCUUGUGCCUAGACUGCUUGUGUUGCAGCUGAUCGCUUCCGUUCGAAUUGGUCUUGCAGCAUCAGGCUAUAUAAAGGAAGAGAAGGCCGAUGAAUUGUCCGUUCACCAUUGUUCGCGACUAGCAGAGGAUCUUUUACGCUCAUCCUCAUCGGAAGUUGUGAUCACGCGAGACUUGGACAUGGAGGCCUUCUGUGCGUUAUUCAGCGGGAAGAAUUUGCGCAUAGAGACUCUUGGUCUAUUGUAUACUAUGGCAGCACGCUCGUCUCUCUAUGCCGUGGGUCACGGACACGACAAAUACCAAGAUGAUGGGUUCAUUCGGGAAAUGGGUUGGUAUGGCAACUUGAGCUUGCGAUUGGCUCGUGAGCUUGCUCCACAAACAACUGAUCUUAUGACAUGGCUUGCCCAUGAGAAUCUCCAACUUACCACACUUUUUGAGGGAGACGCAAGUCUAGGUGUUUGGCGCCGGGUGGGCGAACUCGCUACAGAUUUAGUAGCAUUAGGCCUGAAUAGAGAAGCAACAUACUCAACUACGCCAUUCUUUUUGGCACAGUGUCGACGAAAAACCUUUGCCAAGGCUUAUUAUCUCGACAAAGUGUUUGCAGCGGUGUUUAACCGGCCGCCUCGAAUAUCUUCUCGGUAUGCAGACUGCAAGCUACCGUUGGACAUAUCUGAUGACGAACUUUUCACAUCGUCAAACAAGCUAGAACAAACACAAUGCAACCUGACGCAAGACGGAUGGAACACAGAUGGGAAGCAUAGAGCUGCAACAUGGGCUCGAAUACGUUAUAUCUUAGCACAGUAUCGUGAGGAGACUGUCGAAUAUCAAUUUCGAUCAUUACAACCCGCCGAUGCUAUGAAGCUCAGGCAGGACUGCUGGACAUCGAACCUCCCACCGGCUCUUUGUCAUAUGCAUGCGAAAGUCUACUUGUCAUACCUCCACAUUCACUUUCAAGUUUACCGAUUACUUGGCAAUGGUGAUGGAAACAUGAAUCCUCAGCCAGAGUUGCUUGAGGUGUCAGCAAACAUGCUCGAAACAGUUAUACAAAUGACGAAUUGCCGCAGGAGAACCUCUUACUCAUUUCUCGAUCUGCCUGGAAUUAUUCUUUCGUACGGUUUACCAUCUGCUGCAAUACUUUCAACUGCACUGGAUCCUGAUAUCCAACAAUCGUCAAAGGAAACAAAGCUUCCCCCUAGCUUGAAGACCUCCAACAUCAUUCGGAAUCUUUCUGUCCUGGUGUCUCAACUUGAAAGUGUCUCCAGUCCAGUUGAGACCAAUCGUGUAUUUUGCCUCAAAUCCUCCCAGGCUAUCUCGCGCAAGCUCGACCAUAUAUUGAAUAGCUUUACAACAGCCAAGUCUAUAAAGCCUUCUGACUAUCCAGAGCCGGUCCCGGCACCGCAUACGCUAGACAAUACAUCCUUCGAGGCAAUGUCAAAUAUUGAUAAUAUUGGCCUUGUUAAUUUCGAUCACUUCGAUCUUGCAGAUUGGGCAAUUGAUUUUGGUAUAGGAACUAUGAAUGAUGAGUGGAACAUGUUUUGA
Molecule: messenger RNA, 1713 nt
Organism: Penicillium soppii
Lineage: Eukaryota; Fungi; Ascomycota; Eurotiomycetes; Eurotiales; Aspergillaceae
Product: fungal specific transcription factor domain-containing protein
Exons: 4
Coding region: 1-1713 (570 amino acids)
Biological process (GO): DNA-templated transcription
Cellular component (GO): nucleus
Molecular function (GO): DNA binding; zinc ion binding
Source: RefSeq, a predicted model, not a curated record